UCUACUUGGCCUCGUAAAUCGUGGUGGGGGAAGCGCUACUCGCACGGUUUCUAUUUUGCUUUUCUCGAUUCAAUUUCAGUUAUUUUACCGCGCUGAGUGAGUCCGUGUCUCAUUCGCGCGAGCAUUUUAUAACUUAUUUAUAAUAUAUGAAGUCCACUUAGACAUUAAAGGACUAAUAUAAUUAGUGAUAGUGAAAGGUUACAAGACGGAUUUGGUUUGGAUGUUAUGUGGUGGUCUGUACAGACAGUGUAGUGCAAUUUUUAUACGAAUCGGAUGGAUUGACGCAAAUACAAUUGUGCGUAACCCAAGUAAGUGAACGACGAAAAAGGCUGUGAUUUUGUAACGAAAGCAUACAAAGAGGUAAAAAUAAUAAAUUGACGUUUGAAAGGUGUGAAAGUAGACGCAAGUGAAUUUGCCAACGACCGAAUCGAGCUAGCGAGUUGCGCGAGGAGUCGGCUUGGGUGUGAAGGACUCCCGAAAUCGGGCGGUUAGUCUCGCCGCCGCCGCGCCAUCUGGAGCUCGUAUCACAUCAACGCGAGCCGAAUAAUGUUCGCAAAAUUCGACGUGUCCCGUACUUUCGCUGACAAAGUUGGAGAGUUGUGAAUUGUUGUUGUCUAUUGUUUGCUCGCGAGCGCCAGCGAGGGGUGGUAGCCUACAUGGUUUUGGUGUGCGGCUGAGCCAUGGCGACCGCCGAGAUGAGUGUGCCGGAUAAGAAGCCUGAGCACGAAUCAGGAUACUACGAAGGUAGCGACCAGGAGGGCAGCAUGGAAUGCGGGUGCCCGAGCCCUAUUAGCAGUAGGAACAGCUCUCACUCGACCAAGCGUCGGCACACGGGACAGAAACAUAAAAAGGCACCUGUGAAGAAGACUAGACCAGAGCCUAAUGGACAUGAGAAGGACAAGAGUGUGGAAAUAGUGGAGUGUUCUAGUGCUGGUUUACCGUCAGUAAAGGAGAAGGAGGAGCCAGCUCCGGUGGCCGGGCCCAGCAUGAAACGGAGCAGUUCUGUUGAGCUGAUCGGUGGGACUGUCCCCGCACCGGCUCGGCACUCUGUGGACUGGAAUCUUGUGGAUGCUAGUAAAAUUAGGAAAAGAUAUAAAGUCAAUCUAAAUGGACAAUCAAAAGUGGACAUAUCACAUUUCGACCUGCUCAAAGUUCUCGGCACAGGAGCGUACGGCAAAGUGUUUCUAGUAAAAAAGAGAUGCGGCGUCGACGAGGGCAAACUAUACGCGAUGAAGGUGCUCAAAAAGGCUUCAAUAGUCCAGAAACUAAAAACGGCAGAACACACCAGGACAGAGAGACAGGUCCUGGAAGCAGUGAGAGAGUGCCCGUUCCUGGUUACACUACAUUACGCCUUCCAGACAGACUCCAAACUACACCUCAUACUUGAUUACGUUGCCGGCGGAGAGCUGUUCACACACCUGUACCAAAGGGAGCAUUUCUACGAGAAUGAAGUUCGGAUAUACAUCGCCGAGAUCAUACUUGCGCUUGAGCAGUUACAUAAGCUCGGCAUCAUCUACCGCGACAUCAAACUGGAGAACAUCCUUCUGGACGCCGAAGGCCACAUAGUUUUGACUGAUUUCGGCCUGUCGAAGGAGUUCUGCGGCGGAGAGAGCAGAGCCUACAGCUUCUGUGGAACCAUCGAGUAUAUGGCACCAGAGGUUGUUAGAAGCGGCAGUCAGGGGCAUGAUAUCGCGGUAGACUGGUGGUCGGUCGGCGUUCUCACCUACGAACUCCUCACGGGGGCUUCACCGUUCACAGUCGAAGGCGAAAAGAACACGCAACAGGAGAUUACCAAACGCAUAGUGCGGUGUAGCUACCCCGUGCCUACGGAAGUCAGUCCCGAAGUCCAGGACUUUAUUAAAAAAUUGCUAGUAAAAGACCCGCGGCGGCGUCUCGGAGGUGGAGAGAGCGAUGCCGAGGAACUUAAGAGGCAUCCAUUUUUCCAGAACCUCGACUGGGACGCCGUGGCGCGGCGCGAGGUGCCCGCGCCGUUCGUGCCGGCGCUGGAGCACGCCGCGGACACGCGCAACUUCGCCGACGAGUUCACGCGCAUGCCGCCCACCGACUCGCCCGCGCACGCGCCCAAACACAGCGACAAGCUGUUCCUCGGAUAUUCCUACGUAGCUCCAAGCAUCCUAUUCUCUGAAAACGUGAUAUCAGACCAGAUAUGGAUGCAGGCUACGGGACAGAAGCACGACAAACUCAAAGGAUGGAUUGCCAAGGACUCUCCGUUCUUCCAAAAAUACGCCGUGGACCUAAGCACGCCGUUGCUAGGCGACGGGACCUACUCCGUGUGCCGGAAAUGUAUACAUCGCGACACCGGGAAAGAAUAUGCUGUCAAGAUAAUUUCAACUCAGAAGAAAGACAUCAAACAGGAAAUCGAACUACUAAAAGCAUGCCAAGACUGCCCCUACAUUAUAACGCUUCACGAAGUCGUACAGGAUUCAGCAUUCACGUACAUAGUAACAGAGCUAGCGACAGGCGGUGAACUGCUCGCCCAUAUCGGGCCGAGCGGCAUCGGCGAGCGAGUGGCGCGCCGACUGCUAGCGCAGCUCGCGUGCGCGGUCAGGCACAUGCAGCGGCGGCGGGCUGUGCACCGCGACCUUAAACCCGAGAACAUAAUGCUGACGACGUGUCGUCUGCACGAGGCCAAGGUGAAGGUGGUGGACUUCGGGUUCGCGCGCCGCACGCCCGAGUGCGAGGAGCGCUCUCGCAUGAUGACGCCGUGUUUCAGCCUGCCGUACGCGGCGCCGGAGGUGGUGGCGCGAGCGCGCUCGGGCGCGGCGCCGGGCUACAGCGCCAGCUGCGACAUGUGGAGCCUCGGCGUUAUCUUCUACUGCAUGUUAUGCGGCAAGGCGCCUUUCCAGCCGGCUUCCAAGAAAGAGCCCAUCACUUCCUACAUGGACCGCAUCCGACAAGGCAGCUUUUCCAUGGAUGGUCCAGUAUGGGACGGUAUCUCGAGCGACAGCAAGCGCCUGGUGGCGGCGCUGCUGAGCCGCGAGCCGCAGCGCCGGCCCGCGCCCGAGGACGUGCUCGCCGCGCUCGGCGUGCUCGACGACCAGGGCAGCUUCAAGCUCGCCGACAUGACCAAAGCCGAGCUGUACAAGCGCCGCAGCAAGACCAAGCAGCGCGCGUCGUCCGAGUCGGCGGCCGCCGCGCCCGCGCCGCGCCGCGACCGCGACUCCAUCGACAACGACGUGGAGCUCAUCAAAGCUAACACUUUGGAUACGCCCGUGGUAGAACAACUCAAUAAUGAGGAUACCGAUGAGGUGCCGAGCGUCAAACCCGUAGAAAAAACAUACUCCAAAUCCCGAUCAAAACUAGACGAUUACAUUUACAUCGAGAGCAGCCAAGGCCUCGACGGCACAGAAGUCGCCUUCCCCAAAACUAGUCGCGCCAAGAAAGCCAAGGAAUCCACCUCGCCAGUACCGAGGAAACGUAGAAAACUAGACAAACCUGAACCUAAACCUAAAGUUAACGGAGAGGGAAGUACUAAUACUAGGGAGCUCCGGAGCAAGGAAAAACCGAGCCCCAGCAGACCCAAAGAAUCAAUAGAGAACGAGAAAGCUAUAACAAGAGUCACUAGGAAACGGAAAUACGAUGAGACGGUCAGUUCCAAACCUGUGCUCAGAGAAAAAGGACAAAAUGGAAGACAAUCUAAAAAUAGCGUUGAGAAUAAAGAGGCUACUAGAAAAAUCGCGCGGCGGAAGAAGCUGGCGCCUUUAAAAAUAGAAGUUCAAGAAACUAACAUCCGUAUGACACGCUCUAGAAUGAGACGGCUAGAGGUCAGUCUGUCUCCCUCUCAGGUCAAAACCAUCGUACCGGCUUUCUCGUUCGAGUCGGACAAACGAGUUGGUUCAUCGGAGAGUACCUCUACUAAGAAAACGCGUAAAGCGAAAGCGAGCAAAGCGAAGCCCGCCGUCAGAGCCACGCGCUCCCGCGCCAACAGGAGGUGAACGUUACUAUCGGCACACGCUACACUUUCCAGCUAUAUCCUCCUAAGGUCUAGCCAAAUGAAAAAUCAGAAAUUCACCACUGAAAUUUGAACCUAUUAUGUAGGGAAUAGAGUUGAUUUUAACUUAACGAAUCAUAAGAAAUGCAACUUUAUUCGAAUUAAAUAUGAUUUAAAUUUCAUGGAACUGAAUAAGUACAGCCACGUCUAAUAAUAUCGAUACGAACAAAGUGCCAAUAAUAUGUAUACACGACAUUAUUGCCGAUAUAUUACAUACGGUAGUGUAUACAUAUUUUUGGUACUUUGUUCGUAUCGAUAUUUUCAGACGUGACCGUACCAUAGGUAGGACCUUGGGCCGUAGGAGGAUAUUGUAGACUUUAUCCCGAUUAUUAUAAGGUUUACAAUGUAAGCUGGAGUGUUCUUCGUGUUUGACCUACAAUAGUCUAGCAGGGUUGCUUAAGCUAGUAUAAUUGGCCGCGAUUCUUGCACUGUUAUAAUGUCCAGAACAGCUGAAAGUAACUGAGAAUAAACUAAGUACCUAAGUAAACCUAAGUAAACGGUUAACCCGUAAGUUACUUACGGGUUAACCGGAGAGAUAUGUGUAGUUGUGGCAUUAUGCUGCUCCCACAUUGGCUGUUAUAAAAUGUUAUACACGGUGCCCGCGAGGAAACGGAAAGAUUUCAGUAUAUUCCGGAUCGUAUUUAGAGGCAAAAAUGUCAUAUUUUUGUUUAAUUCGCGUAGUUUCAGAAUUAAUACCAAUAAAAAAAUGUGUUUUAGUGCAUAACGGCUUAUUGAUGGCAAUGUCGCCAAUGGGACCUAGUCUAGACGUCCUUAUUGAGAGAUAUCAAAGUGACCAGGAACCCUUUGAAUAGACUAGUUUUUAAGAAAAAAAAUUACCAAUUCAUAUUAAUCCAUAAAUUUUCCAAGAACAUGUACUUAUUAUGUAUAAAAACAUACACAAAGUAAAAUAAAAACAGAUUUGUUUUUGGUGGAAUUGAUUUAAAUUUGUAACACAUUCUUUUCCUUCUUUUGACCUCAGUAUGGCUAAGAUGGUCGGCUAUUUAUCAUUUGUCACCAUGCCUGUCCCGUUCUAACAAGUAUGUAAGUGCGAAAGUGACGGGCAUAGUGACAGGUGACAAAAAUGGAACCAUGAUGACACCGCAGGAAUGCGUGAUUAAUUUUCUUCCGUUUCAUCACGGGCACAUUGUAUAACUUCGUGUGACAGGGAAAACAUAAUAAAUUACUAUCAAUACUAUCAUGAUGUCCUUGUCACACGAUGUUGUAUAACAUUUAAUAACAGCCAAUGUGGGAGCACCAUUAGUAAAUUUAUUUGCAGUGCGUAGAAUCGCUUGUACAGUUAGGACGCUAAGCACGAAGAAUUUCAUACAUUGACACGCCUGUUCCUGUCUCUAUCGCACGCACAUAAUUAUAUUGCUGGAUGCCACUUUGCGAGCGGGAUAGCAAUGCCAGUGCGAUAGAGAUCAGAGACAGGCGGGUCAAUAUACGAAAUUCUUCGUGCUUAGAGUCCUUUAGCCUUACACAGACAGCAUUAAUGCAUUAAAAAAUGUUUUCAAGGCAGCAACAUCAAAUCUAACCUUUCAUUUGUGACCAUUUCAUUCCGGUUAUAGUAACUACACUUCUUCAACAAAUCUUCUUCUGAUUCUUGGUUUCUUUUUACAAAAACAGCUCGGGUCAUGAUAAAGGUUGACAAACACUGCUCUAGAGAACACGAUUUCGAGUCAACAAAAUUUGUAAGAAAUCGCGUUUUGUGAUCGACUUAUAUUUGUACCGAAACAAAGUUAUUUAAAUUUGUCUUUGCUAGAAUGAGAUAGUAAUAUGCACUUCUUAAUCUAAAAAAAAAAAUUGGUUUCUUGGUAUAACAUUAAUAAAAUAAAUUUUCUAGUACUCAAUUUAUAUAAUACAGUGUUUAUUUAGUCACCGUGAAUAUACACCGUAUUUUUUGAUUUCCGUUAAUUUCAAGGGUACAUUCCUGAGCUUAAAUUAAGUAACUUUCUCGAAGACACCGGUAUUCUAAUUAACUUCAUUUCGGAGAAAAUCAAUAAUUUAUUUUUAUCUUAUAAAAAUUAUCAUCCCAUACAAAAUGUCCAGGUCAGGCGAUUUUUUUUUUCACGAUUUCGGGUUUGGUCCAAUAGUAAUAGUUGCUCAGUAUGACCUAAAUUGUUGCAAGUGACUUAAUAAACAACCUGUAUAUGUCUUUUUUAUGAAAUAGAAUGUUGUCAGUGUAAGGCGCCACUAGCGCCCUCUAACCCCCCACUCCAAAUAUCGACAGCAUAGUGAUGGAAUAAAAACAGGCGCGUUGCUCAGCGUAGUGAUGGGAUGAAAUUAUUUAUUGGCGCGUAAGUUAUAUCGUAGUUAGCUCCACCCUAGUUCGGUAAAGAAUAGAACCUGUUUUUAUUUUUUAAUCCCUCUAUUUAAUGUUACUUUAAAAUAUUUACGAUACCUUUUUCCUUAUUAUUACCAUUAGAGUUAAUUCUUUGAUGUUGGUUAUUAUGUAUUUCAGUAGAUAAUAUAAUAAUAAAUAGGUAAUUUUGUGUGUGAGUGCGCACUUGGCCCAUAGUUGGAAUAUACCGAGUCCUAUCUGUAUUUUGUUUGCAUCGUCAUGUUGCGCCAUGCAACGCCACAAGGCGCCACGCAGCGCCAUAUAGCGCCAUGGAGCGCCAUAUAGAACCAUAGAGCGCCAUAUAGCACCAUGGAGCGCCAUAUAGCGCCAUGGAGCGCCAUAUCGCGCCUUGGCGCCGCGCAGAUACAUUGAACAGAUCUCUUUUAAGAACUUCGAUUGUUUGUGUAUAUUUGUUUGGGAACUAGAUUUAAUAGGUUAAAUUUGUAAAUGUGUUUCGAAAUAAUGUAAUAGCAGUGUUGUUUGGAGUAUUGUUUAUCUUCCAUUGUGUCUGUAAGUGUAGGAGCGAGCUGCGAGGACGCCGCGCGGUUCGUGCCAAAGCAUGCUUGGAGCGCCCGCCAUGAUUGCGUUUUUGAAUUCAAUGAAUUUUACAAACUUUUCCUUCUCGUUUUAAGGGCUUCUACCAAAUAAAACUAUUGUUUUAAUUAUUUCAUUGUAAAUAAUUUAGCAUUUAGUACAAAAUCGGUGGAAGAAUUAAUUAUAUAAAUUUAAAUUAUAAAGAAUAAUCUCAAUAAGAAGGGCCCGCGGCAUAUCAUUGGGAGGCGUGGCUUAGUGAUAAUUAUAUCGAAAUUCAGUUCUGCCAACAUAAUAAUUAUAUUUUCUUAAGCGAAAUCUAAAUCAAUAGGUAAACCUUAAAAAUCAAAUUGCUUGCUUCGUGAUAUUUAAAUAUGUUUUUUUACAACAAUAGUGAGAAAAAUAAGUACAUGGGAUAUGAGGAACUUUAUUUGCAUUGAUAUCGCACUGGAUUUCAAAUAUCCUUUUUUUUGUUUUUAAGGAAAUGGAAGACCAAGGUGAUGAGUACCAUGUAAUAUGAAUUAUAUUGUUGACAUUCAAUUUAUUUUUACUUUUAGUCAAAAAAAUAUCAAUGUACGGGUGUUUUUACAAGUACAAUGCGAUUUGUAUGCAAAAAAAAAACUAAAUUGAACCAUCUCAUCAGAUUUAGGUAAUUUGUGUCAUUGUAACAGUUUAAUUUAUAUCUCUUUUAGUAAAAUAAUAUUGAAAGAAAAUAUCAAUACUAUCAUGUUGACUAAAUAUUACAAUUAAAAUUCGCAACGUUCAUGUAAAAUCACCCAGAAAACGCAUAAUUACAAAUCAGUGCCGAACUAACGAAUUUUCGUUUUAGGAAAUGUAAUUUCCACAGCUUAAAAUGUAAAAGAUAGCCUUUACGUCACUAUCGUAACGUGUUAAAGUGCACUUAAUGGAAUGUACCAAAAGAUUAUAUAAUUUUAUAACAAAGUUAUGUAAGAGGUUACUAUUGAAGUCGGCGACAGACAAAUUUUGUAAAGCGUUACAAUGCCGGACGGAGAUAUUUGAUUGUAAUAAUAUACCAUUUUAACAUUAA
This is a messenger RNA of Cydia pomonella (codling moth), 7932 nucleotides long. RefSeq names its product ribosomal protein S6 kinase alpha-4-like. Gene Ontology annotation, molecular function: protein serine/threonine kinase activity; ATP binding. The transcript has 19 exons. Gene Ontology annotation, biological process: regulation of DNA-templated transcription; protein phosphorylation. The coding region runs from base 681 to 3956 and encodes 1091 amino acids. NCBI's taxonomy places the organism in Eukaryota, Metazoa, Arthropoda, Insecta, Lepidoptera, Tortricidae. The record is from RefSeq and is a predicted model, not a curated record.